CGAUCAAAGUCCAAGGAACGCCGGGGCGAUGGUCAGCAGCAGCAACAGUCACAAUCCUCAUCACAGCCGCAACAAAGAAGAGGCGGCGAAGGUGGUGGUGGACGUGGUGGCCGCAGCACGGAAGGUGCUGGUCAGCAGCAGUUGCCAGGAAACAGUCGAUCAUCAACGGAGGGUGGUUUACAACGAACUGGUGGCCAGCCAGGCAUUAACAAGUCUGGGGAGACAUCGCACCUGAAGACCGGUGGUGGUGAUCACCCAAAGACUAGCACGACUUCAGUGGCAGCAGGUGGCGGCGGCAAGUCUGACGGGCGAACCUUUCAGACGAACGCUGCCGCCGCUCGCGGUGACCACCGAGGCGGAGCAAACAAUGCGGCUCGUGGUACAGCAGCAGCAAACAAGACCACCACUUCUUCAGCUGCCAACUCUGCUGAGCAGCCAAAACCCAUUUCCUCUUCAACUGUGAUCCCCUCUGGCGGCAGUGCCUCAACGACGCCCAGCUCCAACCACCCCUCGACGUCGUCGACCAAGUCGAAUAGCUUUGACCAGCACGACAGCGGCAUCGACAGCGAGCACCAGCCGCCCUCCACCUCCUCCACCUCCACCUCGCAGCGCUCCUCGCCCAGCAACAACAGCAACGAGGAGGGCAAGGGAAUGGGCGUCAACAAGCAGGGCGCGGUCACCACCACGACCACCGCCUCCUCUUCAGCUUCAAAGUGCUCAACGACUGCCACCGGCUCAAGUGAUUCAAAGCCUUCCUUGAAAAAGUCCUCUGACUCGAUGGGCAUUUCUUCGAAGUUGCCUGAUAUGAUUGACGAGAGCAGCAUCGACACUGUUUCGGGUUCUACUGCCAAUCAAAAGCAACAGCAGUCACAGCCUACGGUGCCGCAGGGCACCUCCUCAGUGGCCGAAGAGUUGAAGAUGAAGUUUGACUCGGUGAAGAAAGUGUGGGACAAUCCACCGCCUUCUGCAGCGGCAUCAUCAGCGACCACGGCUGCAGCCAUUGACGGAGCCGUUUCGAACUCGAACGCCGCCUCUGAACAACGUAAGAACUCAUUGCUUGCACUGGACAAGAGCUCCUCCAAGUCUUCGGUGGUUUCCAUUG
This is a messenger RNA of Rhagoletis zephyria (snowberry fruit fly), 1102 nucleotides long. The record is from RefSeq and is a predicted model, not a curated record. NCBI's taxonomy places the organism in Eukaryota, Metazoa, Arthropoda, Insecta, Diptera, Tephritidae.